AUGUUUUUUUCAUUCCAAGUGGUUGGGGAAUACAGUGAGACCAAAUUAAAAGAAUUGAAUGGCACUAAAAUAUACUUUUUCCUUAAGAAUUAGAUAAAUGACAAAUCUUAAUAAUUAAUUAAUAUUAUAUUAGAUGGCAAUCAAAAAUCACUAAUCGCUCGUUUAACAAGAGAGAUUUAUUCAUAAUUUUGCGAACUCUGUGAUUUUUCAAUAAAUGAAGAAAUCAACGCAUCUAAUGUCUAAUUAGCAUAAUAAUUUUAUUAAUAUCUCUCAAGAAUAACAAUUGAAUUAUAGGAUUUUACUUUUUUGUUAAACUUAAUCAAUGCCACAGAUACCUACUAAUUCUCAUGUAAUGCAACUACGAUUAUUGAUAAAUAAAAGGAGAUUUUCUUUUAAGUAUUGGAAUAGAUAUAUGGAAUUGGCAUUGGAAACUUAAAAAAUCCAGGAGUAAGUAUUUCAAUUGCUUUUGUUGAAUAUUUUAGACAAUUAUUGAUUAAAAAGUUUAGAGGAUAUCAAUUGAACUAUAAAAAGUAGAAAUAAUUGUUUUUAUUAUAAAAUGGAGACAUGUAUUUUUUGAUUUAACUUUAGAAUAGUAUCCAAAUUCAACAAUUAAAUGACAAUCCCACUAUCAACAAGUAGGGUUAUACACUUUUAAAAACCACGUUUUUGUUAUUAAUAAAGUUUAUUAUCAGAAUAAUCUUUAAUAUAAAUUGUUAGUGAGGGUGUUUUGGAUGAGAAUUUUGAUUAGAAUGGAUAAACAAUUAUUUUAUCUCAAGGUAAUUUGGUUUAUUAAGGUAAUAUGUAAUCUGGUUUAUUAAAUGGCGAAGGGACAAUAAAGAAUCAAUAUAAUUAAAUAAUUUAUUAGGGUAAUUUUGUUCAUAAUAAAAAGCAUGGCUUUGGAAAAAUUGUUUACAAUAAUAGGUAUUAUUAUGGAUAAUUCAAUGAUGAUAUGAUGCAUGGAUAAUUCUAGAUAUGCAAUGAAGAAAAUGGAUUGAUUUACUAUUUUUAUCGCAAUCAAUAGGUUAAUAAAUAAGAUUUCAAUUAACAAAAUACUUACUAAAUAACAUCUCAAGAGGGUAAUUAGACUAUUUCAAAAAUUCUUUCAAAUGAAUAGGUUUCAUAAAGUAUUUGUUCAUAUAAAGACUUUAACUUUCGAAUAUAGGCUUAUUAUGCCUUAAAUACUGGGCAUUGGUUGUUUGAAGAUUCAUUAGAUUACUUUUUGGAUUAUUUCAACCAUUUUUUUACUUAUUCCGAAAAGGCCACGAAUGGUUAGACUGUAAUUUUUAAUACAUAUGAAACUUCAAAAUAUAUCAAUUGCGAUUAUGAUUAGAAGUUUUAUUAUCAUGAAAUGUAAAUAAUGAUAAAAAAAUAAUAGACCGUAUUAGGAAUUGAAUUAGGAAAUUAGGAAUAAGAAAAGGAAAGUGUUUGUAAUGAAUUCUUAAAGAUCACAUUUCUUAGUAAUGAUAGAGGACAACAAAUAGCUACAUGUUUGUGAUUCUUUGUAUUAAGAGAAUAAGAGUCUGGAAUAGGCUUUUUAUAAUUUACUAAAAUUGGAAAACAGAAGUUGCAGAGUUUUGAAGUGUAGUUAAUAGAAGAAUGGGUAUGAUUGUGGUAUAUUUGCAUUGUUUUAUGCAAUUUAAUUUAUGAAAUAUGAUAAUUUGAGUAUGAAUGAGAUGGAGAAGAAAUUACGUUUAGAAGAUCCUGGUUAAAUUAGAUGGCAAUUGAAACAAUUUGUAAAAUAUAAUCAUGAUUAUAUAUUAACAAACUUUUGA
Molecule: messenger RNA, 1772 nt
Organism: Paramecium octaurelia
Lineage: Eukaryota; Ciliophora; Oligohymenophorea; Peniculida; Parameciidae
Source: the annotation of a GenBank genome assembly